UUAAAAAUCAGAUAAACAUCAAGUUAGCCAACUUAAGGACAAAUAAUAUUAAGGCAUUGUCUCGUGCAGUUUCUUCUGUAGUUUGUUUGUGCCCUCAUGUUUUAAAACAGUUGAAGGCCUACCGCGAAAAAACAAAACGCGAAGAGCGAUAGAGAUGCUGAAAACGAUUUCAGAUUUUUCGAUGUUAGCGGUAGGCCCUCUGUUUUGGACUUGGAUAUUUGACGUUUAACUAUUCAAGUAUUCAAUAACAUCGCAUUACCUCAUCGCCAUUAUUUUACUGUAUCAAUAUUUUACAUAUAUUUUCUGCUAAGAUGUUGACUGUAGCUUCACGCUUCACUUUACGAUUCCCGACUCUUGCAGUGAAAGCAGUACGAACGAACCAAGUCAGAUGUUUCUGGGAAUAUGUUACCAUGAUGUUCAAUAAGCCGGAGGCGGAGCGUAUACAACGAGUUGGCCCCGACCGUGCGUGCGCUGAGUGGGUUCUGCGGAACGGGGGCACCGUCGAGUGGGUUGGAGGGCAGAAGCUUGCAGACUACAACAUGCUACCAGCUAAUGACCAACCAGCCCCGAAACUAGCAGUAAUUGAUGCUACGAAUUCAUCAAUAUCGUAUUAUGGUUUCUCUCAUUUAAUUGGAUGCAACAAGCUGUAUAAAAUUAUACUUCAUAAAAGUUCAUAUAUUGAGGACAGAGCAUUGAAGGGUUUAUCACAUGGUAAAGACUCUUUAACUCACUUACAAGUCUCAGAUAUAGCGGAUGUCAGUGAUGCUGGACUCAAGAAUUUAAAAGAUUGCCACAAUCUACAAAAUCUGGUGCUGUUUGAUUUGACAAAUGUAAAUGACCUUGAAGAAUGUAAACAGUAUUUAGCAUCACAGUUACCUAACUGUAAAAUACGAGGAGCCGCUGAGAUAACGAAAGAAAAGCCAUCAUAGAUGGAACCUUUUACAGUGAAGUCAGGAUAUAAAUCAAUACACAGUUAAAAUGAACAAAUGAUUCAAACCACCUUUGGCAAUCAGUUGGAUUUAUAUACUUAUCCUUUUUUAUUUAUUUUCUUUCCUUUUUAUGAAUAUUUUGUCGUAUUAAAUAUUGAUUUAUUUGAUGUAUAACUAUAUUAUGUAUUCUAUGUAUUUGAAAACAUGAGUCCCGCCGAGUUUCUUGCGCCGGUUUCUUCUCGGGGCUGUGGUGUAGGGUUUGAACCGGUGGUAGUUUCUGAGAUUCAUAAGUGUAUUGUAAUAUUUGUAAUACGCCUAAAUUGAAGAAUAAAGACUUUCACUUAGUCAUUUGACCUUUA
Molecule: messenger RNA, 1288 nt
Organism: Cydia pomonella (codling moth)
Lineage: Eukaryota; Metazoa; Arthropoda; Insecta; Lepidoptera; Tortricidae
Product: ATP synthase subunit s, mitochondrial-like
Exons: 4
Coding region: 312-929 (205 amino acids)
Source: RefSeq, a predicted model, not a curated record